Messenger RNA from Neodiprion fabricii, 6996 nucleotides. It is a transcript of the gene GABA-B-R2, whose product is annotated as gamma-aminobutyric acid type B receptor subunit 2. The record is from RefSeq and is a predicted model, not a curated record. Gene Ontology annotation, cellular component: membrane; G protein-coupled receptor heterodimeric complex. Gene Ontology annotation, biological process: G protein-coupled receptor signaling pathway; gamma-aminobutyric acid signaling pathway. The coding region runs from base 72 to 4052 and encodes 1326 amino acids. Gene Ontology annotation, molecular function: G protein-coupled GABA receptor activity. NCBI's taxonomy places the organism in Eukaryota, Metazoa, Arthropoda, Insecta, Hymenoptera, Diprionidae. The transcript is spliced from 19 exons.
UGAAAUAGAAAUAAAGGGGAGAGAAAAUUGGAAAUAUUGAAAAAAGGAAGGUGGGUAAAUCGGAUUGUGAAAUGGCGGUUAGUGCGCGACGUUGCGAAUGGCGAUGGCGUCGAGUGAGGUGCGCGGAAAUAAUCGUUGUUGUUUUGUGCAUAGAAGCGUUAUUGUUGCUUUCGUGCAACGGACAGAAACCGAUAAACCUCGGUGGUAUCAAACGCCGCGACGUUUACAUCGCCGGAUUUUUUCCCUACGGUAGACACGUGCCCGAAAGUCACGUGGGACGUGGCGUUAUGCCGUCGGUUAAACUCGCCGUAGAUCAUAUCAACGAAAAUCCAACCAUACUCAGGAACUACAGGCUCCACAUGUGGUGGAACGACACCGAGUGCAACGCCGCUGUCGGCGUCAAGGCGUUCUUCGACAUGAUGCACAGCGGACCUCACAAGGUGAUGCUGUUCGGAGCAGCGUGCACACAGGUGACGGAUCCCAUUGCGAAGGCCUCGAAGCACUGGCGACUCACGCAGCUGAGUUAUGCCGACACACAUCCGAUGUUCACGCAGGACAGUUUUCCCAAUUUCUUCAGGGUGGUGCCGUCGGAAAAUGCGUUCAACGCGCCACGAGUGGCGCUGCUUCAGCAUUUUAACUGGACCAGAGUCGGCACGAUUUAUCAAAACGAGCCGAGAUACGCACUGGCUCACAACAGGCUGGUCGCUGAUCUCGACGCUAAUAGAAUGGAGGUUGUGGAGACGCAGAGUUUUGCUACUGAGGUUUCCUCGGCUCUUGCAAAACUCAAGGAAAAAGACGUGCGCAUUAUUUUGGGAAACUUUGACGAGGUCUGGGCGAGAAGGAUAUUCUGCGAAGCUCACAAGUUCGGGAUGUACGGCAGGAAAUAUCAAUGGGUCAUAAUGGGCACCUAUGCCGAAGAGUGGUGGCUCAGGCCGGGCGGCGGAUGCGCGCCAUCCGAGCUUGCGGAAGCUCUACACGCCGCCAUUUUGACCGAUCUGCUUCCUCUCUCGACGGAACAGCAAAUCACCGUAUCCGGCAUUACACCGGACGAAUACAGAGUGGAAUACGACUUGCGCCGAGGUGCGGAGUACUCGAGGUUCCACGGCUACACCUACGAUGGGAUAUGGGCCGUGGCCUUGGCCAUACAGCACGUGGCACGACGGAUACGACACUUUCGGCGCAAUCAGACAGUCGCAGACUUCAAAUACCGCGAUCAGCUCUGGGAGAUGCUGUUUCUUGACGCCCUGAAGAACACCAGCUUUGAAGGCGUCACGGGUCCCGUGAGAUUCUACGGGAAUGAGAGAAAGGCGUACAUCCUGAUGAAACAGUUUCAAAGCGGCGUCGUUCCAGGUGGUAGCGAGGUCAAGGUUGGCGAAUAUAACGGGGUCACAGGUGAACUGGAUCUCACGAGGGGCCAGCCAUUGGAGUGGCGAGGCAAGUCACCGCCGAAGGACAGAACACUGCAUAUUAUCGAGCACUCGAUGGUGAACACAACUAUUUACGCCGUCUUGGCGGCAGCUGCCAGCGUCGGAAUUGUCAUGGCCGCCAUUUUCCUUGCCAUUAAUAUCAGAUACAGAAAUCAAAGGUACAUAAAAAUGUCUUCGCCGCAUCUGAAUAAUCUGAUAAUCAUUGGAUGCAUGCUGACGUACAGCAGCGUGAUAUUUCUCGGUUUGGACUCUCAGUUGUCAUCAGUGACGGCAUUUCCGAUUAUUUGUACAACGAGGGCGUGGCUUUUGAUGGCUGGAUUUUCACUCGCCUUUGGCUCGAUGUUCUCAAAGACGUGGCGAGUGCAUUCGAUAUUCACGGAUGUGAAAUUGAACAAAAAGGUGAUCAAGGACUAUCAACUCUUCAUCGUCGUUGGCGUUUUACUCAUUCUCGACUUGGCCAUCAUGACGACGUGGCAAAUAGCCGAUCCCUUUUACAGAGAAACUAAACAAAUGGAGCCAUACCCUCAUCCUUCCAGUGAGGACAUCAUCAUCAUUCCCGAAAACGAGUACUGCCAAAGCAACAGAAUGACGAUCUACCUCUGCAGUAUAUACGUCUACAAAGGUCUUCUUCUGAUAUUCGGGGCUUUCCUUGCCUGGGAAACUCGGCACGUCAGCAUCCCGGCGUUAAACGACAGUAAAUACGUUGGUAUGAGUGUUUACAACGUUGUUAUAAUGUGCGUUACCGGAGCGGCGAUAAGUUUCGUCCUUGCCGACAAGCAGGACGCCAUGUUCAUAAUCCUCGCCGUUUUCAUCAUCUUCUGCAGCACGACGACUCUCUGCCUCGUCUUCGUGCCGAAGUUGAUAGAGUUGCGCAGAAAUCCGCAAGGGUCUAGUGACAAGAAAUUUAGGCCAACGUUGAGACCGACUUCGAAAACUAGAAGGGACUCGUCGGUGACUGAGCUCGAGGAAAGGUUAAAAGAAGCCAAAUCGACGAAUCAAAAAUUCAGGAAACAGCUGCUGGAUAAGGAAUCAGAAUUGCAGAUGUUCGUUCGACGAUUGGGUAAUAACGGCGUUCCCGAUACCCAGGAAGUAAUGGACAGGUUGACAGUCCCAAGGCCAGAGUCGAUUAUUAAAAAAGAAGAGCUCACUGUGCAGGGGCAUGGAGCAAAUGAUUACAAAGGUCCAUCGAUCGCAACAGAGACGACGGACAUUUCGAUGUCCAUGUGCAGUCUUAAUUCGACAACCGUGUCCCAACCCGAAGGGGAAUACGCCAAUUUACCCGGUGGAGACACAAAUUCUGCAAGGAAAAAGACGUCCUUCUCCAAGCUGCCGACGAUCGCUAUCGACAGCGAGAGGAUCCCCCUCGUAUCGUCGACAACAUCGGCGACAGUCUUACACUCGGCGAUGAAACAGCCAAGCGAUUCAACCCUACGCCGCAAGACUCGCCUGAGCGAGUGCAGAGAGAGCGAACCACUGCUCCAAGAAAGUCAGGACCCAAAGCCGGAAGCUGGUGUUGAGUUCGUUCCGGAAGUCGCCGAUGAGGGGGAGAGGGUCAUCCUCGAGGAAACUGACAUCCCAAGGAACGGCAGACCACCCAGGAUCAAGGAAAUCAUCGAGGAGUCAAGGCCCAGGCUCCCAACGCCGCCGCCCGCGUCGAAGAACGUUUCCUUCGGCGAACCGCAGGAGCAGAAUUACCUCGAGCAGGCGAUCCUUCCGCCCCCAUCGCAGUUCGUCCCGAAACAAACAAGGCCGACGGAGGAAUUUUUCCGGUCAGGUUCCGUCACCGCGUCGUCUCAUCAGUCGUCGUUGCGCCGGCGAGCCUCGGUAAAAAAUAACGGGAUCGGGCAUCACCACGAGCUUUUUGAAAAGCGGCGGACGAGCGUCCCGGCGAACUCCAUCAGCUACAUAUCGACGGAGAAUAUACGGUGCGCCGACGUCAGGACGAUAGAGGAAAGCCUCGAGGGGCAGUUCAACAAGGCCUACAUAAUCGGGGAGUGCGGCCAUCUUCGGCCGAUUGGUGGCGCUGCCGGACUCAGGUGCGAACGACAUGGUGGCAGAGGCCACAGCCAUGCCGUACUGAACGGUGGCGCCCUCGACACGCCGACGCCGAGGAGACACCGGAAGCUCUGCGACAGCCACAACGCAAGCUCGCCAAACGUCCCCACCACCGUCAACGCAAGCUCUUCCGACACGGAAAAGUACGAAGAGUCGCUGUCGAACAUAAUCCAGCGAUCGGUGUCGGAGAAGUCUCGGGAGAAGUGCGUUCGGGCCCGAGGGCUGCCAAAUUCGGGCAUUGGGGAAUGUCCGCACCGAGGACCUCGUCGACUCCGGGAAUGCCAGCACUCGGAGUCGAAGCUUCGGCAGCAGGCGAAGAUGGACUACGUCCAAAGCACGCCGAACGUCGCGACGAUACACAACAACAAGUUCGCAAGCGGAAACAGAGGCUCGACGGUCAACGUCUCGAAGAUGUACAGUGCUGUGUCUGCCGGCGAGUUGUUGGACGUUGCGAUACUGCCAAUUUUCCAAAAACUCCUCAGCGAGCGGCACAAAAACACAACGCGUGGCGGCUACGGGGCGAGCUGUCCUAAUAUAUCGAUAAAGUGCGACAUAGUGGAGUAUCUUUAAUAAACAGAGUAACUAUAAUUUGAUUAAUCUGAGUAACUAACGUUUAUCAACAAUCAUCAGUGUGUCGAUUACAGAAGUGUCAACCGAUCGUCGAAUCUCGUUUCGUGGUGAUUCACGACGAGGUUAACGAAUUUUUUUUUUUUUUUUUUUCAAUUAUACGUUAUAUCUAGGCACACAUCUCGGUGUAAUUCAAGUCAAUUGAAACCUCGUUCGGAACUGGUAAGUCUUGUCAGUUUUUACAAAAUAUGUAAAAUUUACUGCUAACAUUACGGAAUUUGCUCUGCUGGUAAUGGUAAGGUAAGAGAAGCUAAAGAGCCGGGGGAAAUUGCAGUGUUCUUCUAUACCGAUUCGAUUUAACAUUGGAACCCCAUAAGACGGAUCGGUAAGCGUAGACCAGUAGAAUUAUCCCCGGACCCAAUCGGACCCAACCAACCGAAGAAAACAUUAGCCCGGAGCUGAACGUCUUUAUAUAUCUUCAGUCAACGCUUGCAGUACCGUUUAUACUUUGUUUUUCCCUGUUUUCAUUCGUUCAAAUUUCCCGCCAUCUCGUCGAAACCUGCCACGUGCUUUUCGAUCGUUAAGGUAGUUGAGCCGUAAAAUUCUUUUCGAUAGAAAAAGUUCACAUUAUGGAAUAUCAAAUGUGACCAGUAUUUUCUCACGUAUGCAAAAUUCCAUACAGAAUUUGUUGAAUUCGUCAAUCGGAAACCAAGAUAUCGUAGAAAUUUUGAUCAUUCUAAAUAUAAUGGCAAAUCAUCAGGUCGAUGAUACUGAAAAAUAAGACAGGUAUAGAGCCAAAGCCAUAUUUCUAUGUAGGUAGUUAUUCAUGCGAAUAAUUCAGUUCAUCGAACCACAUUUCAUAAUUUGGUUAUUAUCAAUGAACCACCAGGCAUGCAUUUUGUGUCGUGAUUUUGGGAAACCCAAAAACUACGGUCCUGCGCAGUUGAGUUACCUUAAAACGCGUUCUAAACUGGCAGAAUUCCGGUAUAACGAUUAAUUAAUGCAUACCGAAAAAUACGUUCCCGGUAUAUCUUCCACUUCGAUGGAGGAUUAAUUCGAUAAUGCCUUAUAGUUAAGGAUCGACGAAAAAAAGGGAACUUGGAAACGAUAUAAUGCAAGCAAUUUGUUACAGACACAUAGGUAGCGUUUUAUGUUUUGAAAAUAUCACAAUUGACGAAUUUCAACUUAGGACUGCAAAACUUUUAACGAACGAAUACAAAAUUACUUUUGUGAUCACUUUCCAUUCCAUUUCCUGAGAAAAGAAAAACGAUUCUCGAGGUUUAUCAUCCCUUUAUUAUAAACUGUGCCAUCCUCUUCUUUUCAUCGACUGUGUGAAUACGUUUCGUCAUUUUCCAACUCUUGCAAUUAAUUAUAUUUAACAAAGAAGCCUCUUCAAUCUUACCACAUAAGAAUCACUGAAUGUUUGAUUUUCGUAAAGUUUCCGGUAAAUUUUUUUAGUAAUGUUAUAAAACGUUGAAACUUACAAUUUUCAUACAUUAAAAAACGUUCAACCAUCGCAUACAUUAUUUUUUUUUUUUUUAUUGACAAGUCAUAUAUAUAAUAAUUUCAAAUACCUAAAAACACAUCGUACAAAACUUUUUGGGAUUCCGAUGAAAAUCUGUAAUAAUAAAGUUGCGAGCCCCUAUAAAAACUCUCAUACGAAUCCCUCGCAAUAAUUUUUGAUUUCGGAAAAAGUAUCAAGUUUUUCAUAAAAAUUUUCAAAAUAAAUUCGUAAGUAGAAUUUAUACUCGAUGGUUGACGGCGAUCGUAGUAAUUAUUCCGGGAAGUUGACUAGUUACAUAAACAUUAGAAAGAAAAAAUAAAAAAAAAAAAAAACUGUUUUAAUUACUAUAAAUAAAUGAAUAGCGUGUGGCUGUGAUCAAUCGAAAAUACAGCGCUACUUGAACAGACAAUGCAAGAUCUUAUAAAGAACAAACAUAAAUUAUAAUAAAAUAUGCGAGAGAAUGAUCUCGUUCUAAAUAUGUUUAAUGAUGAACAGAAAUACUUCAAGCUCAUAAGUAAAAUUUUCAAAUUUUUAAUCGGUGGUUACUGUAUAGCGGAUGAUAAAUAAAUUAGGUUAAAUUAUCUAUUGAUCGCGUGAACGAAAAUUAAGAAAGAAACAUGCGGCAAACAAUGAACGUAGGGUAAAUAAAUUAAAUCGAAUAUAUAUAUAUAUAUAUAUAUGUGACAACUUGAUGAGUAUUUACAUAUAUGUAUAUAUAUAUACAUAUAGGUAUAUAAGUAUAAAUGCGCGUGUAUCGAACAAAUUUGUAAGAUAUAAAAGUAUCCCAGAUGUCGGUAAUAAUUCGGUCGUCAUUUAAAACCAGCUAAACGUGCGUUUAAAUAAAUUCAUGUCUCAUUCAAUUAAAUUUUUACUUUCUCGCGUCAAGGUUUUCUCAUCUUUUCGAACUUUGAAUCAAUAUUUUCCGACUGUUAAAUCGUAAAGUCGUAAUCUGGCAAGAAAUUGGUUUGACUAAAGCAAUAUGGCGUCGGAACUAGUAAUCAGCUGAUCUUUUCAGCCUCAGUUGGAGAUAAAUCAUACACGCAUAAAGGGAUGGAAAACUUUGCGCAGGUGGAUACAACUUUUUUUUUAAUCAACCGACUUGACGAAACGUAAAAUAAAGGUUAAAAAUAAACUACUACAAUCAAUUAUAGCACGAUUAUAUUAGCUUGGCACAUUUUUCUAAUCACGAUAGCAUUUUUUGCCAUUUUCGAUUCCAAUGCGCUCAAUGACAAUUAUUUGAAAAUUCACUGUCAAGACUAUUCCCAAUAUCGAACAUUGAGUUUAGAUUUCUUCAAUAGAAUGCAAAGCAAUAAUAUUGUGAAAAAUUUUACAUCGCUCUUUGACCUGUUAUAUUCAUCUUUCAGAAAAGUAUAAAGGCAACAAACUUUCGGAAUUUUGAAUGUAGAAAUCAAUCAUUCUCAUUAUCAAUCAAUUGCGUCAUCA